This is a messenger RNA of Dissoconium aciculare CBS 342.82, 798 nucleotides long. RefSeq lists its product as uncharacterized. Bases 1 to 798 code for a protein of 265 amino acids. The record is from RefSeq and is a predicted model, not a curated record. Lineage: Eukaryota; Fungi; Ascomycota; Dothideomycetes; Mycosphaerellales; Dissoconiaceae. The transcript has 3 exons.
AUGCCUUCAGAACAACCGGCACCGCGUGAACCGAUCCUCCAACGUCUAUCCGCUCUCUACCAAUAUCACAAUGCUCCGGAAGUCGCUCCGGCUCACGGUUUGGAAUACGAUGACAACCACUACCCUCACUCCGAUAAAUACCCUGUCCUGCGAGAAAUGUCAAUCGUCUCCAAGCAAGGCAGAUAUGCCUUCGAAGGACAGCCCUCGAAACCUCCGCGGAUCAUCUUUGGAAUGAAAAUCCGAACCUUCUUGAUCGUUGCGGGGAUCAUGCUGGUCGUGAUCGUUGGAGCCGCGGUGGGAGGAGGUGUAGGAGGACAACACAUUCAGAAUGGGGAAUCAAAUCCGGGCGCCGCUCCGACACCAACCUCCUCGUCACACCCGACCGCUACGACCGCUGCAGCAUCAAUAUACUCUGCUCCGGUCCCGACCUACACCCCACUCUCCGACUGCCCGGCAUCAAACAACACCCGUUACGUCUCAGCCCUGGCGGCCGACGUCAAACAACCACAGUCAGGCUUCGACUUCACUCGUUACUGCAGCAAAGUCAGCCCGUUGACAACCACAUACGGCUCGUCAAACAUCACACAGGCCUUCGUCUAUAGCUUCGCCGAUUGCAUCGAAGUCUGCGCCGGUUACAACUCCUUGCACAGCGACACACCCUGCACCGUCGCCGUGUAUCAACCAGCCGCCAGCCGACCGGUCAACUGCUGGGUCGGAAAUGCGGGCAGCAACAUUACCGUAUCGACGCUCGCUUCGUCUGACAAUGUCGAUAUCGCAGUCUUGAGCCAAAAGCGAUGA